GUGAGAGAGAGAGAGACAGAGAGAGAGGGGGAUCUGUGUCUAGUGCAGUCAGCAGGAAAGUCGCUCACUACCUUGUUUCACGGACAGGACAGAAAGUGUGUAAGUCAGCCAUGCGUCUCUGAGCACUAGCACUAGCAUGCAGAACAUUCCAGAGAAGAGGAGAGACACGGGAAUCCUGCGAGAGCCCCAGAUGUCCCAUGAUGGUGAAGGUCACAGGAGCUCCAUUGGGGACGCUGACACAAGACAGGUGUUUGAGAAGCAGGCCGACACUGAGCAGGAGACCCUGAUGAUGGAGCUUACACGACUGGUGCAGAAGAGUUUGCGAGAGAGCAGCUGGUGGGAGAGGAGGGGUAUAGACUGCACCAUCCUGACUGCAGCGUUCAUCACUUUGCCUGCAGGGUUCCUGUUGUUGGGUUCGUCUCAGCUGCUGUAUUUCCUGUUGGGUCUGCUCAUUAUGGGCGUGGCACAUGCCGUCAUCACUGUUAAAGGGGCGCACAUGGCCAGUCACGGAGCGCUCAGCGAGUCUCCGACCUGGGCCAAAUUCUGGGCUGUUUUCUUUAUCGAAGUGUGCGGGUCGUUCUCUGCGAGGGCAGGUGUACAAGCACAUGUUAAGAUGCAUCAUGCUUACACUAAUGUGAUUGGUCUGGGAGACUCCAGCACCUGGAAAAUCCCCUUCCUGCCUCGAUCCGUCUACCUGUUCAUCGCCCCUCUGGCUGUCCCAGUCAUCACUCCUGUCGUAGCCAUGGGUCAAAUGAAGGGUCAGUCUCCAUCCCAGAUUGUACGCACAGUGUUGUGUGUGUGUCUGGGCUUUUUCUCUCAGUAUUACCUGCUCAGGUGUGUGUCGGGGCUGUCGUGCAGCUCUGCUCUGCUGGUCAUGCUGCUGUGUAGAGCCAUGUUCUCCCUGCCGUACAUACACGUCAACAUAUUUCAGCACAUCGGUCUGCCAAUGUUCUCUUCAACCUGUCGACCCAAACGGAUCUAUCAGAUGACUCACGGUGUUCUGAAUCUUCCUCGAAACCCUCUGCUGGACUGGACGUUCGGUCAUUCCCUCAUCAACUGCCACGUAGAGCAUCACCUCUUCCCAUACCUGUCUGACAACAUGUGCCUGAAGGUGAAGCCCAUAGUGUCUCAGUAUUUAAAGGAAAAGCAGUUGCCUUAUCAGGAGGACAGUUACCUCUCGCGCCUGAGUCUGUUCUUCCACAAAUAUCAGGAGCUGAUGGUGUUUGCUCCGCCCAUCACGGAACUGGUGGGAGUGCAGUAACACAGGGAGAAGAGGAUUGAAUGAACAGAUAAAGAGGAGGAGAAAAGAGAACAUGGACACAGAAGGGAAGACCAUUGUGCUUUUCCAAAUGCUUAAUUGGUGCAUGAAUACAAUGUUAGAAUUAAGAAGCGAUCAGAAGAGCAGGUUUAGCAGAGAUGAUCCUUUAAUUUAAAGACCCCAUGAAAUGGGGCAAUUUUCUUUCUUAUUUUGACGUAUGUCCUUGAAACAGGAAGGGCUUGACCUUUUUUAAAUAGCCUAUAGCCUUAAUUUUUUGUCACAGUCAUGCACCGUGAUUGGCUACUUAGUUUCGCUUAUCAGCAGUCAGUAUUAAGCCGUAUUUUCACUGCAUCUGACAAAUAACAAAUGAGAGCAGAAGUUGUUAAUCUCUAAUGAAGAGUCGCACGAUCUGAGCUUUGGAUGCAUUGAAAUAUGUCAACAUAUGUGACUAGACCAUAUGCAACCACCCGACUGGAUGUGACAUAUUGGGUAAUUCUUACAAAACUGGUCAAGAAAAUGUCCUUGCCAUUUAUUUAUUUUUUACUCCAAAAUCAAAAGAAACAAAUGAGAAAUUAUAUUUUGCAUAUAAAAAUGAAGCCUACUGUAUUUUUAGAGCCAUUAAGAUUUUUAACAUUAACAACGUUAUGCACAUUCUCCACCCCCCCCCCCCCCAAGCUACAUAAAAUG
Messenger RNA from Myxocyprinus asiaticus (Chinese sucker), 1945 nucleotides. RefSeq names its product fatty acid desaturase 6-like. Gene Ontology annotation, biological process: lipid metabolic process. The coding region runs from base 137 to 1261 and encodes 374 amino acids. Gene Ontology annotation, cellular component: membrane. NCBI's taxonomy places the organism in Eukaryota, Metazoa, Chordata, Actinopteri, Cypriniformes, Catostomidae. Gene Ontology annotation, molecular function: oxidoreductase activity, acting on paired donors, with oxidation of a pair of donors resulting in the reduction of molecular oxygen to two molecules of water. The transcript has 6 exons. The record is from RefSeq and is a predicted model, not a curated record.